Messenger RNA from Punica granatum (pomegranate), 1380 nucleotides. Lineage: Eukaryota; Viridiplantae; Streptophyta; Magnoliopsida; Myrtales; Lythraceae. The record is from RefSeq and is a predicted model, not a curated record.
CCCCCCCCCCCCCCCCCCCUCUUUUUCACCAUUCCUCUUCUUCUUCUCCCCCUCUCUCCGCCUCCCUCCAUUUCCACACCGGAGGAACAAAAUUCCCCCACCAACGACCCUCCGCAGCAGAGGUGAGGAGGAGCAAUGGCGGCGAACGACCCGCGGGUGAUCACCGACAAGGAGGAGAUGAGGCGGUGGUCGAGGGCCAUGAGGUGCCAGGGGAAGCUCAUUGGGUUUGUGCCCACCAUGGGCUACCUCCACCGGGGCCACCUCGCCCUCGUCGAAGAGGCCCGGAAGCACUCCGACGUCGUUGUCGUCUCCAUUUACGUUAACCCAGGUCAGUUCUCUCCCACGGAAGAUCUCGCUACAUACCCGUCCGAUUUUCAGGGUGACAUCCUUAAGCUCAAGUCUGUUCCCGGGGGAGUUGAUGUUGUUUUCCACCCGCAGAAUCUCUAUGAUUACGGGAUUAAAGCUAAAUGUGGGAGAGGGGUGAACGGGAAUGGUUCUGGGGCCGGGAGUGCAGUGUCCUGUUUGGAGGCCAAGGGGUUCGGGCAUGAAACGUGGGUGAGAGUGGAGAGGUUGGAGAAGGGAAUGUGCGGGAAGAGCAGGCCGGUCUUCUUCAGAGGGGUUGCCACUAUUGUAUCGAAGUUGUUUAAUAUCGUGGAGCCUGAUGUUGCUUUGUUCGGAAAGAAGGAUUACCAGCAAUGGAGAAUCAUCCAACAGAUGGUUCGAGAUCUGGACUUCCCCAUACGGAUAAUCGGUUCUGAGAUCGUACGAGAUAGUGAUGGCCUUGCCAUGAGCUCCCGCAAUGUGCACCUCUCACCCGAAGAUAGACAAAAGGCCUUGUCCAUAAGCCAGUCACUGUCAAAAGCUAAAAUUGCUGCAGAGACGGGUCAAGUUGAUAGCAAAAGCUUAAGAGAUGCGGUGAUUCAAGAAAUAACUGAAUCUGGUGGAAAGGUCGACUAUGCCGAGAUAGUGGACCAGGAGAGCUUGGAAGCAGUGGAAGAAGACAUCACGAGUCCUGUCGUAUUCUGUGUUGCAGCCUGGUUCGGGAAGGUCAGGCUCAUCGACAAUGCUGAAAUCAGUCAUUGAAGAGUGACAAUACAGAAAACUGUAUUACAUUCGUUCCUGAUGGAAUAUCAAGUCAAGAUAAGUUCAUAGAGUGAGUUCCAGUCGUCGUACUAAAAGGUAAGAUGCAAUUCUUUCAGCAAUAUAUUCAGCUUCUGGACCAAGAGAAUGGAGUAUCAAAAGUUCUUUCUUGAAACAAAUAUCAACAAGAACGGUUCACUCUAGUACAAUGACGCAGCAAUUUUCGAUUUCCACACAUCAAAAGACACUAAAAUCUAUACACACUGGCGGUUCAAGAGUAUUCUUUGGCUAUAGGAUAAA